CGUCUACUCUUUAUUUCUAUCUCUUUUCCUUUUCUCUCUUAAUCAGAAUAUGAUACCCGAAGAAGAAUAUGGCUUGUUAUCGCAACAACCAGAAGAAAUAUCAGAAAAUGAACAGGAAGAAGCUAUAGAGUUUAUUUCAUAUGCUGAGAGUGAUGACGAUGAUGAAGACCCUUAUUUUAUGCCCGAACAUAAUAAACGAACUAGUACUUGGACCUUUCUUAGAAUGACUUGUGCUCCUAUUCAAGUCGUGCGAUUCACGAUACCCGCUAUUUGCAUAUUGACUAUUAUUACUUAUACCAUUGUGAUUGGCGUCUUGACAGGGAAGAAAAAAAUCUGACUUAAAUAAAUCAUUUAUGCAUUCAAGUCCGAAUUUAUUCAUAAGCCCGAGAGAAAAAAAAGUGCGUGGGUGCAGUUAAAUGAAUAUACUCGGGAGGAUAUUGA
This is a messenger RNA of Gilbertella persicaria, 441 nucleotides long. RefSeq lists its product as uncharacterized. The record is from RefSeq and is a predicted model, not a curated record. The transcript is spliced from 3 exons. The coding region runs from base 50 to 337 and encodes 95 amino acids. NCBI's taxonomy places the organism in Eukaryota, Fungi, Mucoromycota, Mucoromycetes, Mucorales, Choanephoraceae.